Messenger RNA from Acanthochromis polyacanthus (spiny chromis), 2345 nucleotides. Its product is annotated as heat shock cognate 70 kDa protein. The transcript is spliced from 9 exons. The record is from RefSeq and is a predicted model, not a curated record. Lineage: Eukaryota; Metazoa; Chordata; Actinopteri; Pomacentridae. Gene Ontology annotation, cellular component: nucleus; cytosol; plasma membrane. The coding region runs from base 145 to 2097 and encodes 650 amino acids. Gene Ontology annotation, biological process: vesicle-mediated transport; protein refolding; cellular response to unfolded protein. Gene Ontology annotation, molecular function: heat shock protein binding; ATP-dependent protein folding chaperone; misfolded protein binding.
CGCUGAUUGGCUGCUGUGCCGACCAUAUAAACGAUUCGUUAAACCAACCCCUUCCUUUCCCUUCUCAUACCGGCAAGGUCCAGUCUCCCUCGCCGUCCAUUCCUACCCAACACCCAGUCAACCUCGGUUCAGCAAUUCGGAAACAUGUCUAAGGGACCAGCAGUUGGCAUCGAUCUUGGGACCACCUACUCCUGUGUUGGUGUUUUCCAGCAUGGCAAAGUUGAAAUCAUUGCCAAUGACCAGGGCAACAGGACCACACCCAGCUACGUGGCCUUCACAGAUAGUGAGAGGCUGAUUGGAGAUGCAGCCAAGAAUCAGGUUGCCAUGAACCCUACCAACACAGUCUUUGAUGCCAAACGACUGAUUGGCCGUAGGUUUGACGACACAGUUGUGCAAUCAGACAUGAAGCACUGGCCAUUUAAUGUCAUCAAUGACAACACUCGCCCCAAAGUUCAAGUUGAGUAUAAGGGUGAAACAAAGUCCUUCUACCCAGAAGAGAUUUCCUCCAUGGUGCUGACAAAGAUGAAGGAGAUUGCUGAAGCCUACCUCGGAAAGACUGUCAACAACGCUGUAAUCACAGUACCUGCCUACUUCAAUGACUCCCAGCGCCAGGCCACAAAGGAUGCUGGUACCAUCUCUGGCCUCAAUGUUCUGCGUAUCAUCAAUGAACCAACUGCAGCUGCAAUUGCAUAUGGGUUGGACAAGAAGGUUGGGUCAGAGAGGAACGUUCUCAUUUUUGACCUUGGUGGCGGCACUUUCGACGUGUCCAUCUUGACCAUUGAGGAUGGCAUCUUUGAGGUCAAGUCCACUGCUGGAGAUACCCAUCUUGGUGGGGAGGACUUUGACAACCGCAUGGUCAACCACUUCAUUGCAGAGUUCAAACGCAAGUACAAGAAGGACAUCAGCGACAACAAGAGGGCUGUUCGUCGUCUGCGCACGGCUUGCGAGAGGGCAAAGCGCACCCUGUCUUCCAGCACCCAGGCCAGCAUCGAAAUCGACUCUCUGUAUGAGGGAGUUGACUUCUACACCUCUAUCACCAGGGCUCGCUUUGAGGAGCUCAACGCUGACCUGUUCCGUGGCACCCUAGACCCUGUGGAGAAGUCACUUCGUGAUGCCAAGAUGGAUAAAGGGCAGAUUCAUGACAUCGUGUUGGUUGGUGGCUCCACCCGUAUCCCUAAAAUCCAGAAACUUCUCCAGGAUUUCUUCAAUGGAAAGGAGCUGAACAAGAGCAUCAAUCCAGAUGAAGCUGUUGCCUACGGAGCUGCUGUCCAGGCUGCUAUCCUGUCUGGCGACAAGUCUGAGAAUGUGCAGGACCUGCUGCUUCUGGAUGUCACUCCUCUCUCCCUGGGUAUUGAGACUGCUGGAGGUGUCAUGACUGUUCUGAUCAAACGUAACACCACCAUUCCUACGAAGCAAACCCAGACCUUCACCACCUAUUCUGACAACCAGCCAGGAGUGCUCAUUCAGGUUUACGAGGGUGAGCGUGCUAUGACCAGGGACAACAAUCUGCUGGGCAAGUUUGAGCUGACGGGCAUCCCUCCUGCUCCACGUGGUGUUCCCCAGAUUGAAGUGACAUUCGACAUUGAUGCCAACGGCAUCAUGAAUGUCUCUGCUGUUGACAAGAGCACUGGCAAGGAAAAUAAGAUCACCAUCACCAAUGACAAGGGUCGCCUCAGCAAGGAGGACAUUGAACGCAUGGUUCAGGAAGCUGAGAAAUACAAGGCUGAGGAUGACGUGCAACGUGACAAAGUAUCUGCUAAGAAUGGCCUGGAGUCAUACGCUUUCAACAUGAAGUCCACAGUGGAGGAUGAGAAGCUUGCUGGCAAAAUCAGUGAUGAAGACAAGCAGAAGAUCUUGGACAAGUGCAAUGAAGUCAUCAGCUGGCUGGACAAAAAUCAGACUGCCGAGAAGGAUGAGUAUGAACAUCAACAGAAGGAGCUGGAGAAAGUUUGUAACCCCAUCAUCACCAAGCUGUACCAGAGUGCUGGUGGAAUGCCUGGUGGUAUGCCAGAGGGCAUGCCUGGUGGCUUUGCUGGCGCUGGUGGUGCUGCUCCUGGUGGUGGAUCCUCCGGCCCAACCAUUGAGGAGGUCGACUAAACAUUCCAUCCAACUGCUACCUCUGAGAUGUUUUUCAAGAAAGUAACCCUCUUAAAGCACAAAUUACAAGCUAAAGAGUGUAAUUUCAAGUAAAACAGGGUUCCAAGCUCACAUUUAUUGCAUUGUGUGCAACACAAGUGGGAACAACUUGUAGUUGGCAUUACUGAGUGGUCACUUCACAUGUAUGGUACAGUGUUUUGUAUACUGGGAUGCCACUACCUUGACAAUAAAUCUUGUAACCCCCUGCA